Cadophora gregata is the source of this 1800-nucleotide messenger RNA. RefSeq lists its product as uncharacterized. Gene Ontology annotation, biological process: transmembrane transport. The transcript has 4 exons. The coding region runs from base 1 to 1800 and encodes 599 amino acids. The record is from RefSeq and is a predicted model, not a curated record. Gene Ontology annotation, molecular function: transmembrane transporter activity. NCBI's taxonomy places the organism in Eukaryota, Fungi, Ascomycota, Leotiomycetes, Helotiales, Ploettnerulaceae.
AUGUCAGCUUCAACCUUCUCGAGAUUCAAGCCAGACUUCCUUCGAAAGAAGGAGGAGCUUGCUCCUGUGGAUGCGAGCCUACCGGUUGAUGACAAGAAUCCUGCCACAGAUGGUAUUGCGCCAGCCCAGGAAGCUGGAAAUGAUGACCCUGAGAAGGAUGUCGUUCCUGCUGAGGAUGCGCAACGUGGUGUUCAGCAAGUUGAGGCUGUUACCCUGACUUGGACGAAACCAUACCUGAUUGCCGUAUUUGUCAAUAUGUGGAUGUUGUACUUCGUCAACGCCAUGCAAUCGUCCAUUCUGUACAAUCUCGUACCUUUCGCAACCAGUGCUUUCGAGGCCCAUUCCUUGUUGACGAUCAUCUAUAUUGUUUCCAACAGUAUGACUGCAGCGAUCUACAUCCCACUUGCCAAGAUGUUGGAUAUCUGGGGUCGUGCUGAGGGGUUCCUUCUCAUGGUCGCAUUUGCUACAUUGGGAAUGAUUCUUAUGGCUUCCAGUAAUGGACUCACCACUUUCUGCGUUGCUCAGGUUUUCUACUCCAUCGGAUUCGGAGGUUUGAUCUACAGCGUCGAUGUCAUCACAGCCGAUGUGUCCAAGCUCAAGAAUCGAGGACUGGCAUACGCCUUUACCUCCAGUCCUUACAUCAUCACGGCCUUUGCUGGCGCCAAGGUCUCAGAUGAAUUCUACUACAAAGUCAGCUGGAGAUGGGGUUUCGGAGCUUUCUCCAUCAUCCUCCCAUUCGUCGCUGCACCGCUCUUCUUCAUCUUGAAGCUUCACCUCAAGAAAGCAGAGGCUCAUGGUCUUGUUGUUCGUGAACGUAGCGGUCGAACCUUGACUCAGAACAUCUGGUUCUACGUCCAGGAGUUUGAUGCCCUCGGAGUCUUUCUCUUCGCCUCCGGAUUGACCAUCUUCCUGCUCCCAUUUACCCUCGCAGACACCGCUCCGCAAGGCUGGAAAUCCGGCUACAUAAUUGCCAUGAUCGUCGUCGGUUUCGUCCUCCUUGUACUCUUUGGCCUACACGAAUCCUUCCUCGCUAAACAGCCUUUCCUCAAUGUCCACCUCCUCACAAACCGCACCGUCAUCGGCGCCUGUUGCCUCUGCACCACGUAUCAAAUCUCCUACUACUGCUGGAACUCUUACUUCUCUUCCUUCCUCCAAGUCGUCUCAAACCUCACUCUCGCAGAAGCCGGAUACGUAGGCUCCACCUUUGACGUUCUGUCCGGCGCUCUUCUCCUCGGCGUCGGCCUCAUCAUCCGCAAGACAGGCUACUUCAAAUGGCUGCUCUACUUCGCCGUCCCGUUGUACAUCUUCGCCCAAGGCCUGAUGAUUCACUUCCGCAAACCAAACCAAUAUAUCGGCUACGUCGUCAUGUGCCAGAUCUUCAUCUCGGUAGGCGGCGCCAUAAUCAUUAUCUGCGAACAACUCGCCGUGCUCGCCGCCUCGGACCAUCAGCACGUCGCAGCCGUUCUCGCCCUCCUCUACGUAUCAGGCAAUAUCGGCGGCGCGAUCGGCAACUCGAUCUGUGGUGCCAUCUGGACGAAUACGUUCCCCGGUGCGCUGAUGCGGUUCUUGCCUGAGGAGGCGCAGGCGGAUUUCGAUACUAUUUAUGGGGAUCUGGAUGCGCAGUUGAGUUAUGAGGUGGGGAGUGCGACGAGGAUUGGCAUCCAGAAGGCGUAUGGGUAUGCGCAGGAGAAGAUGCUGAUUGCGGGGACGUGUAUUAUGGUUCUUGCUUUUGUGUGGGUUUCCUUGAUUAGGAAUAUCAAUGUGGCGAAGAUUGCGCAGACGAAGGGGACAGUGUUCUAA